AUGAUCAGACGGCUCUCUGUCUUCAAGGGCAAGUCCCCUUCCACGCCUACCGGCCCUUCCGCUGGCGCCGCACCUGGUGCUCGCGACCUGGCUCAGUUUCUCGACUAUCAGAAAGUCAGCUACCGACGCGCGGUGGAACAGCACCAGGCCAGACAAUGGUCUGUGGUCAUGGGCAACGAGGCCGGCGACCUCGACUCGCUUGCGUCUGCCAUCGCCUACGCGUGGUACGCAACCAAUCAUCUCCAACAACUCACAGUGCCUCUCGUUCAAAUUGACCGGGAAGACUUUGCACUUCGCGCCGAGAACCUGCACGCCCUCGAGAGCGCAGGCAUCGAUCCUACCAUCUUGCUCACAGCCGAUGAAAUUCCGGCACCUUCAGGCGAAACGUACGCGCUCGUGGACCAUAACAAACUCGACAGUCGCUUCGCACUCGUCUCCUUCCCUGCUGCAUCUGGAUCCAGUCUCAGUCACGGGAGUAACCAUUCUACGCCCGGCAGCCCCAUCAGCGCCGAAUCCAAAGUUGUCGCCAUCGUCGACCAUCAUGCGGACGAAGGAGUGCACCUCGAUGCAAACCCCCGGAUCGUAGAGCAGUCUGGCUCAUGCGCGUCUCUCGUCACACGCCUAUUCUCCUCUAUCCCCAACUAUACCAUUCCUCCUGAACUCGCAGUGCUGCUGCUCUCCGCGAUCACGAUUGACACCAACGGAUUGAAGGAAGGCGGCAAAGCGGUUCAAGUCGACCGCGAUGCAGCAGAUUGGCUCCUCCCUCAGGCCAAUCUCGACGCUUCGACUUCUUUCGCAUCGAAGGAUAAGGAUUCGUAUCGAGCCCUGCGCGACCUCAACGAUACCCUGCAGUCGAAGAAGAACGACGUCGCCCAUCUUGACACCCGCGACCUUCUUCGACGCGAUUACAAGGAGUACACGUUUGCUCCUGCCUGGGCACCUGACAAAACCCUCCGCGCCGGGCUUGCGACUGUACCUCGUGGGCUGAAAGGAUGGCUCGCCGAUCUUCGUCCUUCGUCCGCUGGUACCAACGCGAAGGGCAAGGAUAAGAGCAGUCCUGACUUCUGGGACGCUUGUGCAUCGUAUAUGGACGAGCGUGAACUUGACGUAUUGGGUGUCCUCACGAGCUGGCGCGACGAUGGCAGGAUCGGAAGUCGCGGGAAGCACCGGCGAGAGCAAGCAUGGCUCUUGCGCACUGCGUCGGAAUCAGACGAGUUACCGCGCAGACUCUGGGCGGGGCUCGAGGAAAGCAAGGCGUUGAAAUUGAAGAGGAAGGACGGGAAGCGUUAUGCCUGGUACAAAGACGGUUGGGUGGCAAGGGUGUACGAGCAGGGUGAUGCUAGCGCUACGCGCAAGGCUACUGCACCGCUGCUGAGAGACAUUGUGGAGGGACGAAAGGCUGGACUCUGA
Peniophora sp. CBMAI 1063 is the source of this 1410-nucleotide messenger RNA. The record is from the annotation of a GenBank genome assembly. Lineage: Eukaryota; Fungi; Basidiomycota; Agaricomycetes; Russulales; Peniophoraceae.